Uranotaenia lowii is the source of this 10778-nucleotide messenger RNA. RefSeq names its product spectrin alpha chain-like. Gene Ontology annotation, biological process: actin cytoskeleton organization. Gene Ontology annotation, cellular component: cortical actin cytoskeleton; plasma membrane; cell junction. Gene Ontology annotation, molecular function: phospholipid binding; actin filament binding. The transcript has 10 exons. Lineage: Eukaryota; Metazoa; Arthropoda; Insecta; Diptera; Culicidae. The annotation marks the transcript as partial. The record is from RefSeq and is a predicted model, not a curated record.
ACCGAGGGUGACACCACCAUCGAUAGUAACGACAGCGUAGAUAAGCGCCAAAAACACAUCAACAGCACUUACGACCAGCUUCAGGAGCUUGCUGAACGUCGACGAGCCCUUCUAGAAGACUCCAUCUGCCUGUUCCGAUUCUACCGCGAAUGCGAUGAUUUUGAGAAAUGGAUCAAGGACAAAGAGAAAAUGCUUCGCACCGAAGAUCCGAAAGACAACGUUGAAUCGGCCAAACGUAAGUUCGAAACGUUCCUCACCGAUUUGUCGGCUUCAUCAAAACGUGUCGAGGCCAUUGAUUCCGAUGUUGAAGACUUUGUCCGACAGGGACACUCGCAGUUGGAUAAAGUAAAAGCUAGACAGCGACAAAUACAUCAAAUGUGGGAACACUUGAACUACCUUAAAGGACAGAAAGAGAAGAACCUCGAAGGAGCAUCCAGUGUGGAGUUGUUCAACCGCACUUGUGAAGAAGCAAUCGAUUGGAUGAAUGAAAAGAUGACACAGCUGGAUACAGCGGAGGUUGGUCCGGACUUGAAAACUGUCAAAGCUCUACAGCGUCGUCACGAAAAUUUGGAGCGCGAACUAGCACCCGUGCAAGAAAAGGUAAACCGAGUAAACCUACUCGGAAAUUCUGUCAAGAACUCGUAUCCUUCCGAAAGAGACAACGUCACCGCGAAGCAGAAAGAUAUCCAAAACCUUUGGAAGAAAUGCCAAGAGAAGGCAAAAGAACGACGAUCCAGGUUGGAAAACGCAGUUGGACAACAAAUCUUUACGAACGGUACCAAAGCGCUAAUCGCUUGGCUAGAAGACGUUCAUAAUCAGCUGAAUGCUGAAGAGACUGCUAGAGAUGUUGAAACAGCAGAAAACUUGUUGAAGAAACACAAUGACCUGGCUGAAGAAAUCAAAGCCCACGAAGACGAAUUCAGACAACUUGCACAACUGGGAAGCCAAUUGCUACAACGCAACCCUGGCUUAGUUGAGAUCCCUGAAAUGCAACAGAAACUUGCUACCGAGCAAGAAGCGCUUAACGACGCUUGGAACGUCAAGGAGAAAAAGUUGAAGCAAUGCAUCGAGCUGCAGGUGUUCAAUCGAGAGGCAGACAAGAUCGAUGCUACCACCAAGAGUCACGAGGCUUACCUCGAGUACGAUGACCUCGGUAACUCGCUGGACGAUGUCGAAGCCAUUCUUAAACGACACACUGACUUCGAGAACUCCUUGGGAGCUCAAGAUAAAAUUUUGAAGAAUUUCUCAGAAGGUGCGGAUAAACUAAUACGUAACAACCAUUACGAAGCAGAGCACAUCGGUGAACGACGUGAUCAAGUACUUGCCCGUCGCGAAAAGGUGAAACACCUGGCCCAGAAGCGAAGAAACGCACUUCAAGCUUCCAAGGACUUCCAACAGUUUUGCGCUGACGUUGAUGACCUCAACGGAUGGCUUGCAGAUAAAACCAAGAUUGCUAGCGAUGAGAGCUACAAGGAUUUGACGAAUCUACCCCGGAAACUACAGAAACACAAAGCCUUUGAACGUGAGCUGCGAGCUAACGAAGGUCAGUUGCGAACUGUCAACAAAGAAGGCGAAGCCCUGAUCAAGACGAACAAUCGAGCGGAUGAAGUGACGCGAAUGCUCGCCGCUGUCAAUCAGAAGUGGAAGGAUUUGAACAAUUCUUCACUGGAAAAAGGAAGGCGUCUGGAGCAAGCUUCACUGCAGCGAGAGCAUAAUCGAAACAUCGAAGAUGCCAAGAACAAGCUGGAAGAACUGGACUCAGCACUACAGAGCAAACAGGUUGGCAACGAUCUGCGUAGUUGCAAAGAUUUGAUGAACAAACACCAGAUCCUGGAGAAUGACAUCAGUAUGUGGGAACAGAAGGUUGCCGAACUGGUGACUUCUGGCGAGGAAAUGGCCCACGAGGGUCAUUUCGACGCCAACAAUAUCAAAAACGAAACCAAGAAAUUACAGAAUCAGUUUGCAAACUUGAAAGGUCCUGCAGCUAAGCGUCGAGAGGCGUUGGAAGAAAGCUUACGGUUCCAUAAAUUUGUCUUUGAACUCGAUGCAGAGCUGCAAUGGAUCAACGAACGUUUACCCGCGGCGAGCUCCGAAGUUAUCGGACAAAAUCUUCAUCAAGCUCAAAGUUUGUACAAGAAACAUAAGAAACUGGAAGCUGAAGUUGAGGGUCAUCAAUCGAUGAUCAACAGAACGUUGACCUCUGCUGAAAAUUUGAUCAACCAGAAUCAUCCCGAAAAAACCAAGGUUAAAGAACUAUGCCAAACGUUGGAACUGGCGUGGAACGACUUGCAGGAAAAGGCUGUCGAGCGUUCAAAGAAGCUGGAACUUUCACUCAAAGCGCAACAAUACCUUUCGGAAGCAGGAGAAAUAGAGACAUGGCUCGGUGAACGUAACAACGUUCUUCGAUCGACCGACUAUGGUCGGGAUCGAGAUUCGGCUACAAAGUUGCUAACGAAGCACAAGGCCAUCGAGUUGGAGCUGGACACGUAUUCCGGUAUUGUGUCAGAAAUGGGACACACAGCCUCGGCAAUGGUUGCAGCGAAACAUCCGGACAGUAAAAUCAUUGCCACAAAGCAACAGCUGGUCGAGAAAAUGCUGAAGUCCUUGCAGAAACUGGCCGCCCAACGGCAGCUUCGGCUGAUGGAAAGCUUGUAUCGGCACGAAUACUUCAUGGAGUCGGCUGAACUGGAACAGUGGAUCAAGGAGCAGGAACAGGCCGUCAAUUCGGAAGACUACGGCCACGAUUAUGAACAUUUAUUAAUCCUUAAAAACAAGUUUGACGAUCUGAAGCAUCGCAUUGAAGUGGGAGCUGAGCGAUUCAACCAAUGCGAAGAAGUCGCCAAGAAGUUGAUCGGUAGCGACAGUCCUUACGUAGCUGACAUCGAAAGGGGCCAGGAACAACUCAGGAACGAACAGGCCUACACCGAAGCCCAGUUGGAUGUUGUCGAGCGACAUGAUCAAAUUUGCAAUUGCUGGCAAAACCUUCUGAAGCUGUUGUCAGCCCGGGAGAAGAAACUCCAUGCUGCGGGUGAAAUCCAUCGCUUCCACAGAGAUGCUGCCGAAGCACUUUUCCGUAUCCAGGACAAGAAUGCAGCUCUAUCGACUGAGUUGGGUAAGGAUUUGAACUCAGCCUUAGCUUUGACCCGCAAACACGAAGCGUUCGAAAAUGAACUGGUUGCCUUGGAGGCACAACUUCAAGUACUAGUUGACGAUUCGAUGGACCUGCAAUCCAAAUACCCUGGUGACAAUGCCAAGGCCAUAGGCGUUGAGCGGGAAAAUGUCGUCCACGGUUGGGACAUGUUGAAGGAAAAGUCCGCUCUGCGAAACGAUCAGUUGCAGGCUAGCUGCGAUUUGCAACACUUCUUGACCCAGGUACGUGAUCUUAUGUCCUGGGCUACGAAUUUGCGGGCUACCCUGCAGGCCGAAGAACAUGUGAGCGAUGCCACCGGUGCAACAGCUCUCAAAAUCCAACACGAUGCGAUAUAUGGUGAGAUCGAAGCUAGGGAGGAAACUUUCCGCUAUUUGAACGAACUGAGCGAUUCGAUGGUACAGACAGGUCACUACGCCGCCACAGAAGUGGAAGAGAAAUGCUCGGCUUUGCUGGAUGAACGAGCUAAACUUCACUCGGCUUACAGCAAAAAGAAAAUAUUGCUAGAACAGAAGAUCGACUUGUUCUGUUUCAUGCGAGACGCGAAGGUGAUCGACAACCUUAGCAGCGGCCAGGAAGCUACGCUUUCUAGCUCAGAUUUCGGACAAACUGUAGAAGUUGUUCAAGAUCAGGUGAAAAAACACGACGCCUUUGAGAAACUCAUUCAAACGCAGGAUGAGAAGGUUGCCAUUUUGCAAGACCACGGCAGAAAGCUGGUCGAACAAAAUCACUUCGACAGUGAGAACAUAAGGAAACGAUUGCGAGAAAUUUUCGAUCGUAGACAAAAGAUCAAGGAAUUGUGCACUUUGAGAAGACAGAAGCUGCAACAUGCUCUGCUGUAUGCUCAGUUUAUCCGAGAUUGCGCUGAGGCUGGUGCCUGGAUAAACGAAAAGCAAAAGAAAUUGGAAGCAGAUGCACAUACGUUUGCGGACGUUUCCAAUAUGGAAGAUAAGGUCAAGAAACUGCAGAAGCAUCAGGCCUUCCAAGCUGAAGUUGCUGCCAAUGAGGGACGAAUCAAAGAAGUCAAGCAGAUGGGAGAAACACUGAUCACUAAGCGACACGAAUGUGCUUCGGAAAUCGAGGAAGAAGUUCGUAAGCUGAGUGAAUCCUGGAAUGUUCUUAUCAACGAAGUUGCCUCCAGAGGACGAGGUCUGGAAGAGGCUCAGGACAUUUUGGAAUUCAACAGCCAGUUGGACAAACUGGAGGCAUGGAUUCGAGACAAAGAAAUGAUGGUGAAUGCUAGUGACACCGGUCGUGAUCUGGAGCAUUGCAAUGCUUUGAAGCGGAAACUCGAUGACGUCGAUUCCGACAUGCGUGUUGACGACCAACGUAUCAAGAUGAUUAACGUAUUGGCUGACAAGCUUCUUACACAAGACAAAGCUCCAAAUGAAGCUAAGAAUGUCCAACAAAGAAGAAACAACUUCAACAACAAGUGGAAGUCUCUGCAGGGAGCUUUAAAUAAAUACCGAGAGUUGCUCGACGGAGCAAACGAGAUUCACGUCUUCAACCGAGAUGUUGACGACACUGCCGAGCGUAUCGCUGAAAAACAACUAGCAAUGAGCGUCGAAGACAUCGGAAGGGACUUAAAUGCUGUGGAGUCGUUGAAGCGGAAACAAGACGCUUUGCAACGCGAUAUGACAGCCGUACAUCAAAAGAUUGGUGAACACGAUAAACGAGCUGCUGCGUUGAUGCAGAAAUAUCCGGACAAUGUAGUUCCGAUCGAAGAAAAGUUGGAAGAGCUCAAACGUCAAUGGAAUAACUUACAAGAAUCUAGCGUCAAACGGGUAGGAACACUAGAAAACGCCUACACUGCUCACAGGUUCACUGCAGAUGUGAAGGAGCUAGAGCUGUGGACCAACGACAUCAUCAAGAAAAUGGACUCAGUAACAAACCCGACGACGAUUGCCGAAUGUCAAGCGCAGAUUCAGUUGCAUCGGGAGCGCAAAGCAGAAAUAGACGGAAGAGACAAAGUUUUCAAAGUCCUGCAGGAACAUGGAGAACAGCUGGUUGCUGAAAACAAAGCGCAGGGUAUCAAAAACGACUACGUUGAGAAGGCUUUGCGUCAGCUGGAAGACUUAAACAAGCACCUGCACGACUCCUGGAAGGGUAAGAAUCGUGGCUUGAAGGAAGCCCAUCAGCUGCAACAGUUCAAAGAACAAGCUGAGCAGAUUGAAGCCUGGUUGGCUAAUAAGGAAGCUUUCCUGAACAACGACGAUCUAGGAGAGUCGUUCACUGCGGUGGAAGCACUAAUCAAGAAACACGAAGCCUUCGAAAAACUUCUUGCUGCCAGUAGAAUUGAUGAGCUGGAACGAUUCGCAGAGAAAAUACUGGCCGAAAGUCCCUUCGAAGCAGACAUUAUCAAACAGAGGCUCUGUUUAGUUAUUGCUAGGAAAGAAAAAUUAUUAGCUUCAUCAGCAGCUAGGAAGCAGAAACUGCAAGAAUCGCUUCAGUUGCAACAGUUCCUUCGAGGGCUUUACGAAGUUGCCAAAUGGAUUGGUCACAAAAUGCAAGUUGCUUUGGACGAGAACUAUCGGGAGCCAAGCAAUCUUCAGAGUAAAAUCCAGAAGCAUACUGCUUUUGAUGCGGAGCUUGGAGCAAAUUCCAGCAGAGUUACUGGAAUAAUCGAUGAAGGAGAAUCGUUAAUCAACGCAGAGCACUACGCUGGUGGUCUUGUACAGGAGCAGCUGGACAUGUUGGAGGCCGACUGGCAGAAGCUACGUGAAGCGUCACGAGAAAAGAAAGAACGCUUGGCUCAGGCCUACGAUGCGCGGCUGUUCAUUCGAAACUUGGACGAUUUCAGCACCUGGAUGGACGAAGUUGAACUACAACUAUCUUCGGAAGAUUACGGAAGGGACUUGGCUUCGGUCAGUAAUUUGCUGAAGAAACAUGAAAUGCUUGAGGCAGAUGUUGCCCAUCAUUUGGAAACUUGUGACCAGAUCAAGGCUACUGACGAUAAGUUCCUAGCCUCAGACCAUUUCUUGAAGGACGAACUACACGAAGCAGCGAUGGUAACCAUUAAGCGAUACCACUCGUUGCACGAACCUACCACAAUUCGACGAGACAAUUUGGAAGAUUCUCUGCAGCUGCAUCAGUUCCUGCGAGAUGCUGAAGACGAGCUUUCAUGGUUGAACGAAAAGGAACCUUUAGCCGGUUCGAAGGACCUAGGAAAUAGUUUGACGGCGGUGCAAAGCUUGCAAAAGAAACAUCAAGCUCUGGAAGCAGAAAUUCUAUCAAGGGAACCGAUCAUUCUGGCGCUUAUUCAACGUGGUCAACAGAUGGUUCGAGAAAACCACUACGCGGUGGAGCAAAUCGAUGGGCAGUGCAGUUUGCUUCAGCAAAAGUUGAUCAAUUUACGUAAUUUGACUAACGUACGUCGUUUGAGGCUGCUGGAUGCUGUUGAGAGUCAGCAAUUCUACGCGGAAGCCAACGAAGCGGAAGGAUGGCUGCGGGAGAAGAAGCCUAUUAUUUCGUCGCACGAUUAUGGUAAGGACGAGGAUUCGGUGAGCUCACUUCAAAAGAAACUUGAAGCACUGCAGCGGGAACUGGUGGCAUUCGAUCCGACUGUCGAGAAGAUCGAUAAGCUGGCCAGUGGGUUGCAGGAACGAGGGCACUUCGAUAGCGAAAAGAUUAAGGCCAAGAACGACAAAAUUCAGUAUCAGUUCCAGGAGCUAAAUCGAUUAGCUGGGGAGCGGGAGAAGAAGUUGGCGGAAACGAAGAAGCUGUUCGAGUUUGUUCGAGAGAUUGACGACCUUCAAGAGUGGAUCGAGAUGCAGAUGACUACAGCGGGAUCCGAAGAGUAUGGUACGGAUGUGGAACAUGUGGAGCAGUUGACGGCACAAUUUGAGUCGUUCGUUUCAAAUAUGAACUCCAAUGAGGGUCGUGUUCAUGCGUGUGUUGCCAAGGGAGAAUCGCUGCUGAAUGAGGGAAAUCCUAAUAAGGAUUUGAUUAAGGCGAAGCGCGACGAGACGAAGCAGCUUUGGGAUGAGCUGAAGGAUUUGGUUGUGGCACGACAGGAAGCUUUGGCUGGAGCGAAACAGGUUCAUGUGUUCGAUAGGACAGCAGAUGAAACAAUCAGCUGGAUCAAUGAAAAAAUCUCAGCGGUGUUGUCUGAGGAUUACGGUCACGAUUUAGAGACAAUCCAGGCUUUAGUGCGAACACACGACAGCUUUGAAGUUGAACUUGGAGCGAUCAAGGAACAGCUUGAGUCGGUUGUAACGGAAGCACAAAAGUUGGGUGAUACAUUCCCCGAUGCCAAAGAACACAUUGAGGUCAAACGAGAUGAGGCGAUUGAGGUUUGGUCCGAGCUGAAGGAAAAAACUGUUCAGCGCAAAGAGAAGCUUAUGCAGGCCGAACAACUACAAGCAUACUUCGAUGAGUAUCGAGAUUUGAUGGCUUGGAUCAAUGAGAUGCUUGCACAGAUCACAGCUCCAGAUCUUGCCAAGGAUGUAGCUGGGGCGGAAGCUCUUAUAGCUAAAAUCAAAGAACAUCGAACAGAAGUUGAUUCGCGAAAGGAGGGAUUCGAAACGUUCUACAAAACCGGAACUAAGCUUAUUAAAGAUGGACAUUUUUUGGCAAACGAGGUACAGGAGAAAAUUGCCGUGCUGAAUCAAAGGAAGCGUCUACUGGAUAAUACGAUUAAUCAGCGAGAAGAAAUCUACGAGCUGAACUUGGACACACAAAUCUUCUUGAAGGAAGCUGAAGUGAUAGAGAAGUGGAUCAUAACGAGACAGGUGCAGUUGAAGGAUGGUAAGCUGGGAGAAAACAUUGCUCAGGUUGAAGAUCUUAUCCGAAAACACGAAGACUUUGAGAAGACAGUAAUUGCCCAGGAGGAGAAGGUCUUGGCAUUAAAACGGAUCACACUACUUGAGCAGAAGUUUAAGAAACAACUGGAAGCCGAACAAGCAGCCCGAAUCGCAGAGAAGGAAAGAGUCGAGCGAGAACGCCACGAAGCGCUUAAACAAAAAGAGGUUCAAAGAAUCACCGAAGAGCGCCGAAGACACGAUCCGAAUGCAUCGGCUAUCAAUGGUUUUACAGAGACUCCCACCAAAUCUUCUACCCCUAGUCAUCUUUCGCCGGCAAGUGCAAAUGCUGGUAUCUCCAAGGAAGCGCCAGAUGUAUCCCCGGUGCAGAAGUCCAAUUCGUUCGCAACCAUGAUUCAGGAACGGCUUCGACGCGGUUCGGAAGGAAACAUUAAACGGGCUGAGAGCAUGAAGAUCGGUCCGAAACCAGCCAAGCGAACCCCAUCCUUCACAACUCGACGACGGGCGCAGAGUUUCCGAAAGAACCAGCGAGGCAGCGAUUCGAACGAGUCUGACCUACCUCCGGUUGAGGUACAGGGAAUGCUCGAUCGCAAACACGAACUACAAUCCGGUGGCAAGAAGGCUCCAGUUCGUUCCUGGAAACCAUAUUACACGGUCCUGUGCGGUCAGUUGCUGUGUUUCUUCAAGGACGCCGAAGACUUUGCCCAGAAGAAGGCUGCCACUGCUCCGGUCAACAUACUAAACGCCAAAUGCGACAGGGCCGAGGAUUACACCAAAAAGAAGAACGUUUUCCGGCUGGUGUUACUGGAUGGCUCGGAGUUCCUUUUCCUCACCGGUUCCAAGGAGUCAAUGAGCGAAUGGAUCAACAAAAUUGCCUUCCACGCCGCACUCCCGCCCAAUUUGCAGCUUAUGAGCUACGAUGAAUCAAUGAAGUCCCAGGUAUCAGCGCAGUCCCCGAUCCUAGAUCGUAGCGACGCUAACUCGUCCAUUAGCUCCCGAACGUCUUCGCCCGAUUCGCAGCGGCGAGACUCCCGUGCCUCCCUAAACAGUGCGAAAUCCGGUGGUUCCGGUAGCAAUGCCAGUAGCAGCAUACAGUCCACCAACAGCACCACCCCCCAAAUCAAUUUCCUGCAGAAGCAGAAGGAGUUGCGUGAGCUAGAAAAUCAGCAACGCCUCUCGCAACAGCAGAUGAGUACGUUCCAGAUGCCCCAAUCCCCUACCCAGGAAGUCUACAACUUGGCCGAUAAGCCUCCAAUUCCUCCGAGGGGAGUUCCGCCUCCGGUUCCCCAAAGGCAAUCCAGCAGUGACAACGUUAGCAAUAAUAACAACGUUAGUGGCAAUCCAGCAGUACAAAUUCGCUCCAAAACCAGCAGCGGUAGUAGUGGAAGUUUCAAUGGAAAUGAUUACGACAACGGAAACUACACCAACACAAAUAACACCCGACCAUUUUCAUACCAACCAAAUUCAUCGAGUCAACAACGGAGUAUUCCCCAAAAUGGUAACAACCCAACCAACAACGGUAACGGAAACGGCGAAGACGUCUGGUUACGUCACAGUGAAUUGAGGUCAUCCGAAAAUCCUCCACCACCACUACCAGCAACUUCACCCCCGUUGAGUACCUUCUCUCCGUUGAAACCAUCAACUGGUUAUCAGCAGCAGCAGCAACACCAGCACCACCAUCAGCAACAACCACACCCGAACCAGAAACAUCACCCGCAGCAACAUCAAGAUCAGUUCAUGCGCCGAGAACGGGAACAAUCUGGCGCAAAUAACUACCUGAAAAUGACCAACCCCCCGCCUCCCCCAGUAGUAGGCAAUAGCCACGGCAGCAGUCGAGACAUCGGUAGUAACAUGUCCCGGACCACGUGGCAUCACCACCUGGGUCCACCACUAGCAGGAGCACCGGGAACCAACGGAGGCGUCGAGUAUCUGAACAACGGCAACAGCAGCAAUACCUUCGGCAAUAACAUCAACCUGGACGGAUACAGCUCCGGUUGGGGUCAGUCAAGACUCGAAACGAACCGACCGACCAGUAUGCCGGUCCCGAACGUCGGAGCCGCUUCUGGUUCUACCGACAUUGCAGGGCUUAUCAUGGGCCGUAGCACUGGCCAGUCGGCGGAAAGUUCCAGCGAGAGCGAGGCCAGUUUCAUCAAGGGAGCCGCCGGCCAGAAGGAGCCCAAGGACAAGAAGGCGGGCGGGGGCAGCAGCGUUUUUAGGAUGUUCUCCAAGAAAAAAUCCAAGAAUCACAAUUGAUUUGGGGAGAAGAAUUAUUUUUAAAACAAAAGAAAUGCGUGGGUUGUGUAAAGUAGGUUUAGUGAGAUAGGAUUUUGUAAUAUUAUUUUUAAUCCACAAAGAGCAGCUGUCAUCUUGUUCGCGUAGAACAGGAUAUUCUUAUGUUUAAAAUUGCCUUUGUUUUGUUUAUUUUCUUUUCUUACGCAGGACAUGUUACUAUUUUCAUAGAUAUUCUUUUAAGUACUAUGUAACUGAUUUGAACAUUUAUCGAAUAUCUUCGAGUAGCUUCCCAUCUUCAGUUUUAUAACAUGUAUGGAAGAAAUAAUACAAGUUUGAUUGUUAGUAGUCGUAUUUAUAUUCAGGCAGCAACAUUGCUUUUUAGAGUUAAUGUUCCAUAAACACAUAGUGACUAAAAAAAUAAUAAUGGUUUGGAAAGGAACAUAGAAAAUAAACUAUCAAUGAGUGUACCGAACAGUCAAUAGUAAAACACAAUAAAAAGUUAGAACAAGUUCAUAUUACCGAGCAUAGGUUACUCUAUUGUUAACUACGUGAUUGUAGUUUUUCGAACCUGUUAAAAAAUUUCCGCAAUUGUUUAUAUUAUAAAUCGAUUAAGGUUGAAUAAAAGUAUAUUUAAUAAA